AUGCUUUUGGGCCUCGGAGUGCUCUUGCAUUUCCAGUUCCUGCGGGCGCACCCCGCCGUGCGCGCCCUGGGCGCCGAGCCCCACUUCUUCGACCGCGGCUACGAGAAGGGGCUGCGCUGGUACAGGAACCUGAUGCCGCGGACUAUAGAGGGGCAGAUCACGAUGGAGAAAACCCCGAGUUAUUUUGUGACCAAGGAGGCCCCCAAACGUAUUUACAACAUGUCCAGGGACACCAAGCUGAUUGUGGUGGUGAGGAACCCAGUCACCAGGGCCAUCUCGGACUACACACAGACACUGUCCAAAAACCCCACCAUACCCAGCUUCCAGGCACUGGCCUUCAAGAACAUCAGCACGGGCCUCAUCGACACCACCUGGAGUGCGGUGCGGAUCGGCAUCUAUGCCAAGCACCUGGACAACUGGUUGCAGUACUUCCCCCUUUCAAAAUUCCUCUUUGUCAGCGGGGAAAGACUCGUGAGUGACCCAGCUGGGGAGAUGGGCCGAGUGCAAGACUUCUUGGGUCUCGAGAGAGUCGUGACAGACAAACACUUCUAUUUCAAUGAGACCAAGGGCUUCCCUUGCCUGAAGAAGCCUGAAGGAAGCAGCCGGCCCCGCUGUUUGGGGAAGUCCAAAGGGCGGCCUCAUCCAAAAAUCCACGGGCAGGUGAUCCAGCGUCUGCAGGAAUUUUAUAGACCCUUCAACAUGAAGUUCUAUCAGAUGACUGGGCAGGACUUUGGGUGGGACUGAGAUCUCACCAGGCCAUUGGCUUUCUAAGCCACAGUGGGGAGAGGGCAACUAGUCCCCUUAGCAGACCUACAGGGCCCUUUGCACAUUGUGUGCCAAGCUGCCCAGGGACUCUAGCAUAGGUGUGUCCAAGGCAAGCUUUUGGAAGACACUUCCCAUGUUCUAAUUUAUAAUGGACCUGUUCCUGGAGAGAAAUGUACACUUACUGAGUAGAGAGAAAUAUUUAAGAAAGAAAAACAAACAAACAAAACCCCCAACCCCAGAUCAGAUUAAAUAUUCUUCCAUAUAAAUCUUGCUAAUCUAUAUUAACCGGAAUGGUUUUCAGAUGGUGUGUGUGUGCGCACGUGUGGGUGUGUGUGCAGUGACAAAGGCACUAAGAUUCACAAUAAAGCUUUGCAAAUUAGAGUUGGCCUCCUAAUGCUGCUGUAAUAUUCACAAUCAGCCAUCCCGACCCUUUUAAUUAGCAGGGGAGAGGGCCCCAGACAUCAGUGCUGUGUUUAGUUCUUGGAUGCCUUUCUUGCAAAGGGACACUAAAGAUAACAACUGGAGCCAGGUUCGAAGCUGCUGUACAGCAAUGUAGGUCCAUUGACUUCAAAGGAGCUAGGUUGGUUUACAUCAGCUGAGACGCUGGCCCGGUAUAUUAAAAACACAAGUGACUCAUGAUGAUAACAUGUUAGGAGCCUGAUCUUGCCCCUCCCAUUGGAGUCAAUGGAAUUUUGACUUUAUUGGGGCCAGUAGCAUGCCCCAGUUUUAAAAAAAAUCUUAUUUACUUUUUAUUGCUAGUGUGUGUGUGUGUGUGUGUGUGUGUGCACGCUUCACUGCUUCACUCAGUUGGGCCAGUGAAUUUUGGCCUGGCUCCUCAAAGGCACCUAACUCCCUUCCACAUACCUUUGAGGACCUGAGCCUUUGUGUUUCUACUCAAUUUCACUUUCCAGCUUUUGGGCCUACACCCAGCAAGUUUGGUUUUCAGUUUCCCAUGCUUCAAGAGGACAUGGACGCCCUCCUCUUCCCAAAGCUCUUUUUCAUUAAAAUGUACAAUAAAUAAAGCAUUGUGUUCAUUAGAGUUUUGUAAAAGCCCUUUUAAAAAAGACGAGCUGAAUUUUGGAUCUAAGUCACAUUCGGUGACCUUAGAAACACUUACCUGGUUUGAUAGUUUCUGCCAGAUCUGCAAAAUUGCUAUAAAAAUUUACUAGGCCACAUCACAAAAUCGGCUUGCCAGUUCUUUUCCCCAUGACCGUACAAAAUUAUUGAUACUUUGUCAGUCCAAAUAUUAUUUGUCUUGGUGAGUGAUCACGUAGCAUAUGACAGGGUUGGACAAAAGAACUGUAAAUUGGCAAAGUUUGAAAUAAAAGGAAAUAUUAAUUCUGUGCCUAAUAAGCACAAUCGUCUUAAGCACAUAGUCAGCUUUAAAUUGGUACUUGCAUCUAAUUGACCUCAAUGGGAGUUAAGCACCUGCUUAACUUAAAGCUUAAAGCUAAGCAGGUGCUUAAAGCUAAGCAGGUGCUUAAAUGCUUUGUUGAAUCAGGGCCUUAACAGCUGAGUCAAAACACUCGUUGAAUAGAAUGGGACGACUCAUGUGCUUAAAGCUUAGACACACGUGCAAGUACUUGCAGGAUUGGGGCCCUGUUUUCAGAAUGGCACUUUGAUCAUUUUCUCUUUCCCAUUUUGCAGCUGGCUCUGCAUCUCACAUGUUGAUUUUUAUUGAGGCGAAUUUUCUUUCUGAGACUGGGCAGUGACUGGCAUUUGAUGAUCCAUCUGGUCGAACAGCGACUCCAGAGAAUGGUGUAUUUUUCCUGAUUUAAAAUAGUCUGAAAGAAUAAAAACAAUUAGCAGCAGUAGUUCUGAAAAUAUUCCAGAUCCGGUUGCAUUGUGCAUCACAUGUAAUACAGGUGAUAAAGUUGGAGACCUCCAAGAGUAAUGACAAAAAUCCCCUCCCUCCCCCCAAAACAAUUUUGCCGAAGAACAUAUAGCAAAAAAAGUCUGACCUUUAGCCCAGUGCCUACCAGUCGGUUUCCAGAUUUGCAGCCACAAAGGGCAGUCAUUGGAGGCCGGUGGAAUGAGUUCAAGUGUUCUCAUAAUUAAAGAGGGGCAAAAAAAACUUCAUUAACCUUUCAUAAUCUUAUUAGUGACUUGUUUGUCUUUUUAAGUAGCUCAUUACAUGGUUUUGGAGGGCCCCGGGCCCUGCACGGUUUUGUACUAUGUGAUAGGUCCAUUUGAUUCCAGUACAACAUAGUCUCAGUGCUGGCUAUCCUGUAUGGCAUAGGGUUGACUUGCUGUUUCAAUGGUCACAAGCCAUUGGUUGCAAACCAUUCCAGCUGCAUUGUUAAACAAAAAUGUUAAACUCUUUCGGGUAGCCAGUGUUUUCCUAGACAAAUACAAUGUAAGCAAAGAGCCUCUGCCCUUCCCAGUGCGUCCCUUCGUGUUCCAGUCAUUCUCCGGAUUGAUUUUGCAUCUGGCAUUUUACAUAGGGUGUUUUUAGUUGGUUUGCAAUACAGGUCGUUAAAGCUUCUCCCACUUCUUUGCUUUUUCUACAAUAAGAGGCUCCUCUUUGUUCUUCAUCCUCUUCAGUGUGGCAUUUCUUUUGUAUGGGUGGCACUUAAAGACUCUAAACUCAUGGCUAACGGUGAGCGUGUUAGUCGGUUUCAGACAGGAGGCUAAUCUGUUACUGCCGCAACAAACGAUGCACAAAAUGAUGCGACUCAAUGUCAGGUCCAAGUUGAACACGAACAACUCAGCUAUUUAUAUAUUGAGAGACAGAGAGAGAAACGUGAAUGUUUUUUGGUAUCCCUUGGAAAUAGACGUGACUUCUAAUUUGCAUUGUCUUUGCCCUGCUUUACAUUCCUGUCAGUUUCUAAAGCCAACGUAGCCGCAUUGUACCUGGUUAAGACGCUGUGCUAGGUUAAACAACAAACAAAAUCUGGAUUAAUUUUCUGCGGCGCUCGAAAGGCUAGAUUCACACCUGGCGUAGAUCAGAGCAGCUCCAUUGAUUUCAGUGGAACUACAGUGAUUUCAGGCCAGCUGAGGAUAUGGUCCUGAAGAGGGAAUUGAAGCAGAAAGAGGUUCAGGCUACAUGUAAAUGGCUUCUUCCCCCAUUUCCGUAGCUUUUUCUGUGAAUCAAUUCUACAGUUUCGUUCAGUUGGGUUUGUCCAGCUUUGUACAAACCGUAGAGGAAUCUCUCUCUCCUCCCCUCAUGCCCUACCCCUGCCCCUUUGAAAAUUCAUGUUAAGUGAGGCCCGAUCCCAGGUGCUGCUGCGCGCCCUCUAGCCAGGGGGAGCUGAGGUUGCUCAGCCCUCAACAGCAGGUACCCAGCACCUCGUAAAAUUGCCCCCCCCUCCAAAGUGUGCAAGGAAAUGGAAGUGCCCUCUCCGCCAACCCGCUGGGGGUUGGAUGUCAGAGCCGCUGGAGCCUGUUGUCACUUUCGCUGGCAGCGCCACAUGAUGGACUGCACUUUGCUUGUUUAGGUUUUGUUUUCAGCCACGACAUUCGACCAAAUUAUUCUCCACGAAGGGCUUUAAAGUUUCCCAAGUGCCUGUGAAAACCUGGAAACGCUGAUCGUGAUCCUAUUUCUCAGCUGAGUGGCUACAUUCAGCCAGAGCCAUAUUGAUAUGCAAAACGUCACGGGCCCCGGGUCUAAAGAUGGUUUCUGUCUGCCUUGUGAAAGGGGUAAAGCCUAGGCCUUUCUAAAACUGCACAAUGCCAUAUAGACUAUGCCAUUUAAAGCAUCUGAAGCAACCCAAAAUGUAUUGAAAGCUUGCUUUGCAGACUCAUUAAGACUACUCAAUAGGUUCUGGCAAAUACCAUGCCAGGGCUGACCGCACGGAUUAAGACUUUUGAAGUGAUACACAAACCCCUUGCUUAAACUAAUUGCUGCCCCAUGGCUCAUGAGGUCAAGUAUUUGUAUUCAUUGCAUUCGAGAGGAGCCACUUGUGGGGCUGUCCAGGUGAAGUCUGCACUUCAUUAGACCGGGACAAUAAGCUGGAAGUUCCCCGUAGGAAGGGGAAAGGUAACCAAGAUGGAAAUCUGAUGGAUCUCUCAAAGGAGAAUCAUUGAAUACAAACAAACGUAUGCCCAGCGCUGCAGGGUUUUUCCAUGAAAGAGUUCCAAAAUGGAAUCGUGGUUUUGCAAUCUAAUAUACUAAAUGCGGGGAGGUAUCCUUGCCAAAUGCUUCAUUAAGAUCUUUGUUGUGCUACCCCAAAAUGGCCAGUUCAAUUCAAAGGGAAUGUAACUUUAAUUACAUGUAUCGGUCAAGUGUGUACAAAUCUCUGUCGUUGUUUUGGUUCAGACACGAUGCUGCAGUUUUUUGUUACUGUCACCCCUGGGAGUUACUUUGAAACCUAUUACUUGAAUUCUAUGAAUUUUGUUACAGGUAUACUGAAAGAAAAAUUGCAAAGGUGACUGAGAUCAGAGAAAAUCCAUUGACAUUUCAUUUUCUUUGCCUUUAGCCCUAGAUGUGUUUGCUGGGCAGCAAAAUUUCAUUCUGGCCUACAACACUGUGGGGAUGUAUUUUCCAUAUCCUGCUUUUAAACUUUCACAAUGAAUUGAACAUUAAUAAAUAGGCCUGGCUUGGCCUAAAAUGUUUGUAUUCCUCUGUUUUGGGUAGGGGGACUUACCGCAUCAGUAAGGAAAGAAAAGCAGCAUUAAAAGGCAGAAUUGGCAUCCAAGUGAUGGUGAAUUAGAGAGGAGAUUGGAUAGUGAAUGCUCUACCUUAUAUCACUGGGGCUGCUUGAAAUUCAACUUUAUCUCUUAAGAGUUCUUCAUUGUAACACAUUGAAAAAAGCCACCACAAUCUUAGCAAAUUGCUGCCAUCAGUUAAACUGUUCAAAAGGCAACGUUAUCCUGUGACAACACAAAAGCAUUGCGCCCAGCAUGAGAAAUAUAACAUGCUUCAAACAUCCAUCAAGUUGUAUGGCUAGCAUUUCAAUGUAUGCAGAAUCAUUAGCCUAGGAUAACCCGUAAAGCCUGAGGAAUUCCAAAUUAUUCCCUUCUGUUUGCCAUCAGUGGACAGUUACUGAUUGCUGGUGAAAACCAAGAUGCAAAGUCGCCAUUGGGCUGGUAGAAUCAAAUCCAUUGAUUGAGCAGUGGUCGCUUUUGUGAUGCAUUGUUCCCCAAUUACAAGUGGGUUCCUUUUAGCAGCAGAAUAGGGAACCCAUCAUUUGUUAACACAUGUGCCUCAUGUAUAUCCUAGAAGAAAUGGCCUUGGUCAUCACUUGUUAAUGGGCCUAAUUAAAAAAGCAAAUUUAGAAAAAUUAGGGGCGAGAUUUUCUAAAGACCUCAGCCAGCUUUUUCAUUAAGGCACAACAUACCAUAGUUCCCAUUCCUCCCAAUGGGAGCAGAUCAGUGCUGACAGCAUUUGAAAAAAAAAACUUUGACCUCUUCAUUUUGGGUGUCUAAGAGGGACACUUAGAAAAAUCUGUCCCCAAUUGUGGGUACUGAGUACUUAUGAAAAUCUAAUCCAAGAUGUCUUUUCUUUUUCCCCACCAGCCAAUUUCACCUAAUUUACAAUCACUUUUAAAAAAAAAUUCCUAUAAGCCUGUGGGCAUCAAACUUGUAUUGUGAAAAACCAAAAUGCUACAGUCUUUAUUCAGGCAAAACUCCCCCAGAAGCCACUUGGAGUUUUGCCUCAGUAAGAAUGCAGCUGCCAGCUCUGGAAAUACCAUAGUAUGGUGUGAAAUUGUAUUUGAACAUUGGAAAUUUUCAGCUGGAUUGUUUGGCUUGGAUUGUGCUAUGUACUGACCAGUUAUAUUUUGAUUUUUUUUCUCUUUUCCCUAUAUGGAAGAUACAUCUUUGUGUUUAUAUUUUAACAGAGAGAGUUCUGGGCCUGAUAUCACUCUCCUUUGCUGGAGUUUUCUCACCACCUGUAAAACUUGUACAAGCAGUCUCCACUGGGUUAACAACGCUGGGUGAAAAUGUCAAAAUCUGAUCACACUAAAAAAAAAUAACCACUAUAUUUUUCUGCACAAGAUCUCUGAAAAUAAAAUUCUAAAGAAAACGA
Messenger RNA from Chrysemys picta bellii (western painted turtle), 6733 nucleotides. It is a transcript of the gene HS3ST6, whose product is annotated as heparan sulfate-glucosamine 3-sulfotransferase 6. NCBI's taxonomy places the organism in Eukaryota, Metazoa, Chordata, Testudines, Emydidae. Gene Ontology annotation, molecular function: sulfotransferase activity. The record is from RefSeq and is a predicted model, not a curated record.